Messenger RNA from Carlito syrichta (Philippine tarsier), 4012 nucleotides. RefSeq names its product collagen type VI alpha 1 chain (gene COL6A1). Lineage: Eukaryota; Metazoa; Chordata; Mammalia; Primates; Tarsiidae. The record is from RefSeq and is a predicted model, not a curated record. Bases 79 to 3165 code for a protein of 1028 amino acids. The transcript has 35 exons.
CCUCCCUCUCCCUUCCUCUCUCAGUGGCAGCCCACCCUGCCCUGGCCCUUGCUGGAUGGUGACAGGCAGGUCUGAGCCAUGAGACUGGCUUGUGUCCUGCUGCCCCUGCUGCUGCAGGCCGGCUGGGCGGCCGCGCAGGACGACCAGGAGGCUGCGAGGGCCAUCGCCUUCCAGGACUGCCCAGUGGACCUGUUCUUUGUGCUGGACACCUCUGAGAGUGUGGCCCUGAGGCUGAAGCCUUAUGGGGCCCUCGUGGACAAGGUCAAGGCCUUCACCAAGCGCUUCAUCGACAACCUGAAGGACAGAUAUUAUCGCUGUGAUCGGAAUCUGGUGUGGAACGCAGGUGCACUACACUAUAGCGAUGAGGUGGAGAUCAUCCGUGGGCUCACACGCAUGCCCGACGGCCGCGAUUCACUCAAGAGCAGCGUGGACGCCGUCAAGUACUUCGGGAAGGGCACCUACACCGACUGCGCCAUCAAGAAGGGGCUAGAGGAGCUGCUGGUGGGGGGCUCCCACCUGAAGGAGAACAAGUACCUGAUCGUGGUGACCGACGGGCACCCCCUGGAGGGCUACAAGGAACCAUGCGGGGGCCUGGAGGAUGCGGUGAAUGAGGCCAAGCACCUGGGCAUCAAAGUCUUUUCAGUGGCCAUCACGCCUGACCACCUGGAACCACGCCUGAGCAUCAUUGCCACAGACCACACCUAUCGACGCAACUUCACGGCGGCCGAUUGGGGGCAGAGCCGUGAUGCAGAGGAGAUCAUCAGCCAGACCAUCGACACCAUCGUGGACAUGAUAAAAAACAACGUGGAACAAGUGUGCUGUUCCUUCGAGUGCCAGCCUGCCAGAGGACCUCCAGGGCUCCGGGGCGACCCCGGGUAUGAGGGAGAACGCGGCAAGCCAGGGCUUCCAGGAGAGAAGGGAGAAGCUGGAGACCCUGGAAGACCGGGCGACCUUGGACCUGUCGGAUACCAGGGCAUGAAGGGAGAAAAGGGGAGCCGCGGGGAGAAGGGCUCCCGGGGACCCAAGGGCUACAAGGGAGAGAAGGGCAAGCGUGGCAUCGAUGGGGUGGACGGCAUGAAGGGGGAGACAGGAUACCCAGGCCUGCCAGGCUGCAAGGGCUCACCCGGAUUUGAUGGCAUUCAAGGGCCCCCCGGCCCUAAGGGAGACUCUGGCGGCUUCGGACUGAAAGGAGAGAAGGGUGAACCUGGAGCCGACGGGGAGGUGGGAAGACUGGGAAGCACGGGGCCACCAGGAGACGAGGGCGCGCCGGGAGACCCUGGCCCACCAGGAGAGAAAGGAGAAGCUGGUGAUGAGGGGAACCCAGGACCCGAUGGUGCCCCUGGAGAAAGGGGUGGCCCUGGAGAGAGAGGACCUCGGGGGACCCCAGGUGUACGGGGGCCAAGGGGAGACCCGGGUGAAGCUGGACCUCAAGGUGACCAGGGAAGAGAAGGCCCCGUUGGCAUCCCUGGAGACCCGGGUGAGGCUGGCCCCAUAGGACCUAAAGGAUACCGAGGCGAUGAGGGCCCCCCGGGAGCUGAGGGUGCCAGAGGAGCCCCAGGACCUGCCGGACCCCCUGGAGAUCCAGGGCUGAUGGGUGAGAGGGGUGAAGACGGCCCUCCCGGAAACGGAACUGAAGGUUUCCCUGGCUUCCCCGGCUAUCCAGGCAACAGGGGCCCCCCUGGGAUAAACGGCACGAAAGGCUAUCCUGGUCUCAAGGGGGAUGAGGGGGAAGCCGGGGACCCUGGAGAUGAUAAUAACGACAUUGCACCCCGAGGAGCCAAAGGAGCAAAGGGGUACCGGGGUCCUGAAGGCCCCCAGGGACCCCCAGGACACACGGGACCACCAGGGCCAGAUGAGUGCGAGAUUUUGGACAUCAUCAUGAAAAUGUGCUCUUGCUGCGAGUGCAAGUGCGGCCCCAUUGACAUCCUGUUCGUGCUGGACAGCUCGGAGAGCAUUGGCCUGCAGAACUUCGAAAUCGCCAAGGACUUCGUCAUCAAGGUCAUUGACCGACUGAGCAGAGACGAGCUGGUUAAGUUUGAGCCAGGGCAGUCGCACGCAGGCGUGGUACAGUACAGCCACAACCAGAUGCAGGAGCAUGUGGACCUGCGAAGCCCCAGCAUCAGGAACGUGCAGGACCUCAAGGAAGCCAUCAAGAAGCUGCAGUGGAUGGCGGGGGGUACCUUCACAGGAGAGGCCCUGCAGUACACACGGGACCGGCUGCUGCCACCCACCCAGAACAACCGCAUUGCUCUGGUCAUCACUGACGGGCGCUCAGACACCCAGAGGGACACCACGCCCCUCAAUGUGCUCUGUGGCCCCGGCAUCCAGGUGGUCUCCGUGGGCAUCAAGGAUGUGUUCGACUUUGUCCCAGGCUCUGAUCAGCUCAACGUCAUUUCCUGUCAAGGCCUGUCACCUUCCCAAGGCCAGCAGGGCAUCUCACUGGUCAAGGAGAACUAUGCAGAGCUGCUGGAAGAUGCUUUCCUGAAGAAUGUCACCGCCCAGAUCUGCCUAGAUAAAAAGUGUCCAGAUUACACCUGCCCAAUCACCUUCUCUUCCCCGGCCGACAUCACCAUCCUGCUGGACGGCUCAGCCAGUGUGGGCAGCCACAACUUUGAUACCACCAAGCGCUUCGCCAAGCGCCUGGCCGAGCGCUUCCUUACAGCAGGCCGGACAGACCCUGCCCAUGAUGUGAGGGUAGCAGUGGUGCAGUACAGUGGCACGGGCCAGCAGAGGCCAGAGCGGGCAGCACUGCAGUUCCUGCAGAACCUCACGGCACUGGCCAGUGUGGUCGAUGGCAUGGACUAUUUCAAUGAUGCCACUGAUGUUAAUGAUGCCUUAAGCUACGUGACCCGCUUCUACCGCGAGGCGUCGUCGGGCUCAGCCAAGAAGCGGCUGCUGCUCUUCUCAGAUGGCAACUCACAGGGUGCCACGCCUGCAGCCAUUGAGAAGGCGGUGCAGGAGGCGCAGCGGGCGGGCAUUGAGAUCUUCAUGGUGGUGGUGGGCCGCCAGGUGAAUGAGCCCCACAUCCGCGUCCUGGUCACUGGCAAGACGGCCGAGUAUGACGUGGCCUAUGGCGAGCGCCACCUGUUUCGCUUGCCCAGCUACCAGGCCCUGCUGCGUGGCGUCUUCCCCCAGACUGUCUCCAGGAAGGUGGCACUUGGCUAGCCCACCAUACCUGGCCCUCACCUGCCCGCAGCCUCCCCAUCCCCCACAAAAAUAGAUCGUAAAAUGUGAUACGAACUUUGCUGAACAACCUGUUAGCAAGGUUUUUUUUAGGGAAAAGUUUGGUGCUUUGUGUAGUGCCUCCUUGGCUCAGCCCCGAGUACGACCGUGCCACUCCUCCCACUGGGAUUCCUCCUGCAUCUCCCAUGGGCCCUCUGAGCUCUGUGGUGCCUCUUCCAGCCAGCCUGGUCAGAAGCUCCAAGUCUGUUUUUUUUUCCACCUCUUCUUUCUGCGACUCCUCCUUGCCCUCCUCCCUUGCCCCAUAGCUCGCUUUUCCCCAUGAAUCCUACAGAAUUCUUCACUUAACAUUUCCUUUACACUCAAAGUCAAAGCAAACUCUCCUAGUUAAUUCCUGUGAGAUGUUGCUCUCUGUCUCAUUUUUGGAAACCAAGAGCAAGAGAUUUUUUAAAAACAUAAAUCUCGAUGCUCUUGCUGGUAAUUGGGACCUUAGCUCCCGCAGUCCACGGGCGGCCCAGGGUCAGCAGGAGUGUGGCUGUCAAUGGCACAGUCAACUGUCAUCCCCACAGAAUAACGUUCUUCAACCCCAUGAACAAGGUGCUGUCCCUGUCGAGCCCCCAUGUAUGCAGAGACCUGGCCUGGACUGGACAUGAGAGUCACAUGUGUCUCACUAAAAACCAUCCAGAGCUCUUUUUCCUAAAAACAUGACCUGUUUUACAUUGUAGUGAAGAUCUUCUUCAUAUAUUAAUUUUAUUUUUACUCCUUCCUAUGUUUUUUAUCAACCAUGUCCAGGUUGACAAUUUCUCCAAAUAAAGAUUUUCAGUCGCCUCUU